AUGUUCCAGAAUCUACAUGGUAUCACAAGAGGAAAAAUUGAUAUCUUGAUAAAAAAAAAACAAAUAUCACCCACCGGUUUUAUAGAACCUAAUGGAUCUGGAAAACGCCAACCACAUAACGCUAGACCAGAUGAAAAAGCUGAAGCUGUAAAACACAUAGAGUCUUUUCCAAAAUAUGAGAGCCACUAUCCUCGAAGACACACAAGUCGACUCUAUUUAGCUCCCAACUUAAAUAUUAAACUUAUAUAUGAUCUCUAUGUAUCAAACAGAACAAUGCCUGUAUCAUAUUCAUUUUAUGCUAAGAUUUUUAAAGAACUUGGAUAUAAAUUUAAAAAUCCUAGUAUCGAUACAUGUAAGACUUGUGAUUAUCUAGAAAACAAGAAAAAAUCCUCUAAUAGUAAAGAAAUACGUGCAGCCGUAGAUGAAGAGAAAAAUAAACACCUUGAGCUAGCACAGAUUGCCUAUGGUGAAAAAAAAGCAGAUAUGGAGUUCUCCAGAAACAGUAGCGGUAAAUUGGUUGUUUUAGUAUUUGACUUACAACAGAACCUACCAACACCCAAUUUAAGCACAAAUGUAGUCUACUAUAAAAGAGUGCUCUGGACAUAUAACCUCACCAUCAGAAAUUGCACUGAAAAUACCACGUCAUGUUUUAUGUGGCAUGAGGGGUUGUCAGACCGUGUAUCAGAUCAAGUUGCUUCUUGUCUUUUAAAAUACCUUGACAGCUUAGUUGAUGCAGUUGAAAAAGUUGUUCUAUAUUCGGAUUCUUGUCCCGGACAAAACAAAAAUAACAUUGUUGCAGGAGCACUGUCUUUAUUUGUUUAUAGAUCAACAACCAUAAAUGAAAUACAACACAAGUUCCUAGAAGUGGGUCAUACUAGAAUGGAAUGUGAUGCCGACCAUGCAAGAAUUGAGCGUACCAAAAAAUCGUCACAAAUUGAAAUAAGGAUACCUCAUAACUGGUACCAAUAUUUAUCUAAAAGGGAGAUUGUGGAAGAAAUUUGUAAAAUAGAAGAUGGAGAAAGCGAUUCAUCCAUAGAUGGCAGUGUAAGUGAAAUUGAGGACAAUAUUUUAUCGGAUCAUGACUAUGACUUAGAGGAUAUAGACACACCGAUAUUAGUUUUACUCUCGUUUACACCACUAAUUUUGUGCUGUCCAUUCCCCUGCAUCUGCCGCUGGAAAAACGGGAAACAAACCGCAGAAUGUGUCAAUAAAGACCUUUUAGUUAUCCCGGAAUCCCUGGACGCCGACACUCAAGUCCUUGAAUUCUCCGGAAACAAUUUAAGGACACUGCACCGAGAGAAAUUCCUGAAAUUAGAUCUGAUAAAUUUACAAAGGAUCCAUUUAAGUAGAUGUAGAAUCAGUGUAAUAAACGGUCAAACCUUUAAGGGUCUUACGAAUCUCGUAGAGCUUGAUUUGUCGGAGAAUUUACUUGAGACGGUCCCCACAGAGUCAUUUAAAGACUGUCCUUCGUUAAUGAGACUAUCGUUGAGUAGAAAUCCUAUAAAAGAACUCGACCAAAAUGCUUUCAAAUACUUAUCGUUUCUAAAUAUGUUAGAAUUAAGCAAUUGCGAUAUAUGGAAGGUACAUACACAUGCUUUUGAAGGGUUGUAUAGUUUAGAAUGGCUACAUUUAGAGUCAAAUAAAAUGCGAUUAUUUCCGGCCCAUAUUCCUGCUAGUUUAAAAGGAAUACAACUUCAAGGCAAUCCAUGGGAAUGUGACUGUAAUUUGCAAGAUUUUCACAAAUUUCUAUUAACAUUUUCUUACCCUCUUUCUAAUGAGCCGAUUUGUAAAAUACCGCAUUCGUUAGCGGGUAGAAAAAUUAAAACGCUUUCCAAGAAUGAGCUCGCCUGUCUUCCAGAAGUUUCUCCUACUCAAUUCUAUCUAGAAAUCGAUGAAGGAAGGAACAUUUCCUUAGUGUGCCAAGUGCAUGCUAUUCCAGAAGCAGCCGUUAAUUGGUAUUUUGAGGGCCAGUUACUGCAGAACGACACCUUUCUCUCGCCAGAACUCCACUUACUUUAUUACGUCGAGCAAGGGCGAGAGGAUAAACGUAGUGAGUUGUUCAUAUACAAUGCAAACUCCGGAGAUUCUGGAACGUUUAUAUGCAAUGCUGAAAAUUCUGCGGGAGUUUCGAACGCCAACUUUACUAUAAGAGUUUUAUUAAAACAGGGACCGAGACAGGAGGUAGAAGAGAUGCCACUCGAAUUCGUUUUUAUUGUUAUAUCGGCUACAGUGGCUUCUGUCUUACUUUUAUUAGCUAUCGGCACUAUCUCCGUAUUGAAAUGUCGGAAAAAUUCCCGAUUAAGGAGAAAAAGGCACGAUUCCAAAGUAGCUUUAGGCAAUUCGACCGGAGAUACAAUUUCUAGAGAAAGUUCAGAUACUUUAACGCAAAACAAAUCCUCUAAUUUCAAACUGGUGAAUUACGACGAACUAAAAAUCUCACAUGUUCACAACGACGAAGAUAUUGCUUUCGUGACUAAUAAGGUACCAAAGUGUUAUCCGGAUCAGAAUCCAGAUAUAAUAAACGGGACAGAAAUUAUAGAAAAUAGUGAGUACUCAGUGAUGUUGCGGAGACAGCAUUCGGUAGUGAGAAGUGUGGAGUUCGAUUAUAUGACGAACCAGCGUGCUAGUGAUUGUAAUAUGUUUUUUAUGCACGGUGAUGUUAUGCUUAAGCCAGUGGACUGCUAUAGGACUUUACCCAAUAAAAAGAGAACUGCUGCUACUACAGUUGAUAUUUAUGAGCUGCAGCCACAGUCAGAUUCAGAAUUCAGUCUAUUUGAUGGAUCACAUAAAGAUAGUGAACAUGCUACCAAAGAAAACGAAACUAUUGCUAAUAAUAUACCAAAGGAUAAAAAUGAAGCCUUGAUUAUCGAAGAAGGCGAAACAACACCACGAAAUUAUGCACUGCACAAUAUAACAGGAAUGCAAGGUUUCCUCAGCGAGUUAAGAAAGUAG
This is a messenger RNA of Diabrotica balteata, 2952 nucleotides long. Lineage: Eukaryota; Metazoa; Arthropoda; Insecta; Coleoptera; Chrysomelidae. The record is from the annotation of a GenBank genome assembly.